CUGUUGUGUGUUAGUGACGGAUCGCUCUUCCAGAAACGAUCUUCGGUCACGCCCAGCCUCAGCACCAGCCAUCCUUUCUCCGCGGGACACUUCUCCCUACGCAGCCUUUUCGGAAACCAUGAGAGGAACAAGGCCCUCGUGGUGAGGACAACUCGGCUGGACCUCGUCCUUCACCCCCCCGGCUUUGCUCCUCGCGGUUCGGUAUGUCUGUGAGCCUGCUGCCCCUCUCGCCAUGCCCGAUGCCGAACACCACCCGCCGCUGCUGCAGCUGCUUCUGCCGUCGCUGCUGUUGAUUUUGUGCCUGGAUGGGGCGGUGAUAGGAGCGGAGGAGGGCGGCGGCCUGCCCCCCUCCUGGCCUGGAGACAAUGGCCUCGCCGCCGUGCUCGCAGAGCCGACCGCUUCGGCUGGGCUUUCAGUUCCAUCGGGUCUUGUAACAGAGUCACAGUUUGCAUUAAAGGUCCUGGUGAGAGACCUGAUCUCUCGUCAGCCACUUUCAGGUGCUUUGGUGGAUGUUUAUGUGAACCACACACUGCAGAGCUCUGCCCGAGCAGGGCAGAAAGGUGAGGUUCUGCUUUGGGUAGGCUACAGUCCAGGCCUCAGUCUGACACUGUUGGGAAACAUGGAAGGCUACGUUCCCAGGCCCCUGCCCUGGGGCACCACCAAGAGACCAAUCUUCUCUGCUGUGACGUUGCUGUUGCUCCCUCACAGUCAGGGGAACAUCUGGCUAUAUGAAGACUCAGUUCUCAUCACUGGAAAGUUACUGGACAGCUCCUCCAAGCCUAAGGUCAUGUUUCCCAAGAACCUUCUCAUGAUCACUGACAAGAGCAACAUCUCCUCAUUAACUGCGUACCUAACUGUGCCACAGCACCAGCUUGCUAAAGACUGUGUCAACUGCACACCGGGCAUGAUCAGUAGCAAAUCAGUAUUUAGAGAUAUGGAGCUGAAGCCUGUGGCAGCCAUUAGUGUCCUGCUGUGCUCUGGUACUGAGGAGCUCCAGGUUAGAGGGCCCAUUCAAAUCAUCCUGCCCCUGGGACACAACACCCACCUUGGGGCUUCUGACACUGUGCCUGCAUGGGCAUUAAAUCUGAAAACCGGUGCCUGGGAGAAUCAGGGUCUAGGAAUAGUCAAAGCAGUUGGUGAUGAGCUGGUCUGGACCUACACAGCCUCUCAUCUGGGCUACUGGAUUGCUGCCUCCUUACCCUCCUCAAAUGAUUAUCUGGGCAACGGAAGCUAUUUGGAUUUCCUGCCAUACCACACGUACCUGCUGAUGGGAAUAUUGGGAGCAACACUGGCUAUAGUGUUCGGACUACUUUCGUUGCUGUUGUGUCACUGCUGCAGAGGACAUAACCCAGAGCCUAGUAGGAGAAGAGCUCGUUUCUCCAAGCUCACAGUGGUGAAAAAAGACCAAACCACCUCCACCCACAUGGAGGAGGGUUUGUUGUUCCGUUCAGGCGACAACAGCCUUGCAUCCUGCAGUGUCCAGUGUGAAGCCUUAUCCACACCCAGGCACAAAGCCAACUAUAACAUUUAUGUGGAAGAUCCAGGGAGUCACCUAGCAGCGCCUCUUUAUGAGAACAUCAAAGGGUCCCAGCAGUCCCCGCACUACAUCUAUAAUGAAGAGGUAGCAAGGCUAAGGGAAAAGUCAGACCAAAACCGGGCCAACAUGAACUCUGACAACUUCUUUCAAGAUAAGCUGAUUCACAUUUAUAACCAACCGCUGGCAAUUAUUCAGGCUCCAGAGCUUUUUGGUGCUCAAGAACAGCAACUGUCAGGCUGCAAGUCUGCUACUUUCCCACGCAAUGGAGUUGAGUAUGAUAUUCACUCAGAGCCUGCAAGUAAAGACAGCUACACCCAAACGCUACCCAAAGUCCCCCAUCUCCACUCUCACGGUGAAAGCAGUCCACAGCAGAUCAGCCAGGAUGAGCCCCGUCCCCUAGAAACUCCUCCUCAAGGUCAAAGCCCUAGUGUGUGGGGACGCUACAAUAACCUGCUUGAAUCCUCCGUCUCUGUGCCUGGGACUCUUAACGAGGCAGCCGGUAUGGAGGCCUUCGGCAGUGGACACGGUGUGCCCAGUGAGUUACAGGGGAUCUCGGAGCGCACAUUGCUGGAGCUGACUAGGGGCAAGUCGUCUCACCCCAGAGCUUGGUUUGUAUCCUUGGACGGAAAGCCGGCCGCUCAGGUGCGACACUCCAUCAUUGAGCUUCAAAGUCGCCACCGCCCUCCAAGCAGCAAUGACACCAGCUUAGACUCAGGGGUAGACAUGAACGAGCCUCAGCAGAACAUCCGGGAAGCAGAUCGGGAUAGGCCCUCAAUCAGGGUCUCCUCGCUGUCCCAUUAUAACCGACCAGGCCGCUGCGGUGAAGAGCAGGAUCUCAGCAGUAGUGAGAGUGGCACCACUGCAACCUGUACGCCGGAGGACCCGUCUCUGAGGAACAUUUUAGAUGGGAGCAGUGUGGCUAUUCCCAAUAUUCCGGAGGAGCGAGAUGUUAUGGAUACAUCCAGUGCUCAAGAGGACAGCGAGUCGAGGGGGACGCCACCUCCACGAAGACUGAGAAAGGUGAGGGAGAAAGUGAAAGCAGAGAAGAGGAGUGCCAAGCACGUCCGUGAGGGGAGAGCUCUGACGAAGUGAAGUUAGAUUGACGAACAAAUGCAUUUGUUUAAAUGUCCCAUUGCUAUUUUAAUCCAUACGUGUAUAUUCCAGCCACUCUUCUAGCUCACAGGCAUGGUUUUUGAGUUAUGUGAUUGUACAACUUUGCCAAAGAAUGCGAACACUAGCUCAAGAAGUAAAAUAAGAUCUACAUCAUGAUGAAGCCUUAUGUAGCUGCUGUUAGAAAGGUUUUGUGCACCAUGUCCUUUCACUCACCUCAAUUCUAAAAAUCACCAGCGAGAUUCUUCACAGCAAAAUGUCCACGCGAUCACAUUCCUCCAUAGUCCCCAGUACUGGCAUUAAUGAGGGUGCCUUCUUACUGCCUGUAACGUUCUAAUGUGAUUACCUGGGGCACAGUGUUCCUCUAUAUUUAAUAAAAUAUGGUAAGUUUGCAGGAUGGACACAAAUACAGGUCUAUAUAUUUACAGUAGUGCACUUACCCUCACCAUAAAUGCCUGCAGUAAAUUAUAAAGAAGAUUUAAAAACAAAUAAUGUGAGUAAUGGGUGAAUAGAAAACUUCCCACCUGUGACUGACACAGAAACCUGAUGGAUCUGUGUACAUCACAAACCCAAGCUUUCAUUUUGGAUCCGAUACAGUUUUAAGCCUACAAUUAUUUUAAAAUGCAUGAUGAUGAAUGUGAACUUGUUUAUAUAAAAACUGUUUGCAUUUUGUUGUAGCGCUAACUUUACACUUUACAGGUUUAAUUUAGUAGCUAGUGUUUGUAUUGUACUGCCUAUAGCUACUUCAAAGAAGUAGGAAUAGCCAAAUAAAAACAAUUGUACAUGCACAUCCAAGACACUAAUUAGAUGUUAGUAUUCCAAUAUGAUCACGUUGUUUUAUGGGAUUAAUUAUUGCCAUGUGGUUGCUUGCCUAAAAAAAGGCCCAGCUUUGGUUAUAACGUGUACUGCGGCAAAGCUCAGAGGCAAAAAGUAGGAUACAUAAAGUUAAUGUUAGCAUUCACUAAUUUGUAAUCUGAUGUCAAAAGAAACCAAAAUAUUGUGUUGAGCCACACCAAUUCUCUCUACUUGAUGACAGCUGGUGCCUUUAUGGAUUUAUUUUCCCCCAGUGUCUUCAGAAUAUAAAAACAAUAUAUGGUUUCUAAUCAUCAUGAGUUGAGGCAAAAAACACUAAAUAAAGGUUGAAAAAGUGAUGUUUUAUCAAUGUUAGUGCCGUAACACCCUUGAAAUAUACUGUAAAUUAAAUAUUUCAUUCCUAGAUAAUGUAUGACAACACUUCCUUUUUUUCUUUGUGUCGACGUUUGUGGUUUUAAGCAGAAUUUGACAUCUUUAUGCAUUGGCAUACAUUUUGGUACACACAUUCAUGUGGGUGAUUUUUGCUAACUUUGGUGAUCCUUUAGAAAUUUAUCUAUUGCAAUCAUGAGUUGUCCAGUAUUCGUUUGAGAGAAAUACUUACAAACCAAAUGACACUUGUUAGUUUUGGAUGUACUUGUGUUUAGUUAUGUACUUGUGUACUAUGUGUUUAGUGCAAGACAAAAGCUUAAGUUCUAACAAAUAUUUAUGCUGAAAAGUACUAGAUUUUGUUAAAACACAUAUUUGUCUUCAUAUCCUUCUGUUCCUAGUAACUGCUAAUGUUGCUUUGAGUCAACUAAAGCACACCACACUUUAUGUGCCACUUUGUUUAGCUGGCACAAAUCAUUUACAGACAAUACAAUGCUAUUUUUCCCCAUCGCUGAUGUUUUUUGGCAAACAAUCACCAUCACUACAUUAAAUGAUGGUAUUAGCAAUAUUUACAAGAACUUAAUUUUGAAAAAGUCUUCCAUCAUGGUACUGUUGUAAAACAUUUCACUGAUAAGUUUGAAUUUGUAGCUACCUUGAUAUAAGAAUAUUUUUUAUGUAUAUACUGUAGUAAAGCAACAUUUAAUGUAUGUGUCUGUAAUUUCAUUUAAAUUGUGUUGUUUUUCUUCUAGAAGUAAAUCUCUGAGCGUUACACUGCAUUUCACUUUAUGACUGAAUGUUUUGUCAUAUAACACAUGUGACCAAAGUCAGUCAUUUUUGGGCUAGUCUAGAGAGUGACACUUCCCAUGGGAUUGUAAAAACAUUACAGCUUUGUAUUUUAAAUGUAGCAGCAAGCACUUCAUCAAGCCGUAUGCUUACAGUACAAGUCCAAUUGAUUUCUUCUGAAAGAUAUCAGCGUGAACAUUCUGCUGGCCCUACUGCCAUUUCUGUUAGUUUUUUUGCCGAAUGUAUUUGUACUGAUUUCAAUGUGUUAUAUGGCGUGCUCCUCCUGUGUCUAGCCAGUAAACCCAAUAGGCUUUGUUUUCUUUUAAUGGGCAGUCUAUUCCCUUUACCUUUCUAUGUUUACCUCUCUAUUAUGGUAGUAAUAUUAGUCUUAGCUUUUUUGUGCGUUCAAAUAAACUUACUUGAUACAAA
Molecule: messenger RNA, 5038 nt
Organism: Betta splendens (Siamese fighting fish)
Lineage: Eukaryota; Metazoa; Chordata; Actinopteri; Anabantiformes; Osphronemidae
Gene: fam171b
Product: family with sequence similarity 171 member B
Exons: 8
Coding region: 233-2629 (798 amino acids)
Source: RefSeq, a predicted model, not a curated record